GUCUUUAGGUUCUGGGCAAUGUCUGAUUGGCAGAUGUUAAAAGAGAUUCUUUGGUAAUCCAGUGCAUCAAUGAACUGCACAAAUUCAGUACAGGGCUGGAAUAAUUCAGGCAUGAGGAGGACACUUUGUGCUUGCAGUCUCGAAAAGGCAGAGCCAAGAUGGAUAGAACCUUGGAAUCCCUGAAACACAUCAUUGCCCAAGUUUUGCCUCACAGAGACCCAGAUCUUGUAUUUAAAGACUUGAAUGUUGUAUCAAUGCUGCAGGAAUUUUGGGAAAGCAAACAACAGCAGAGAGCUGUGUUCCCAAGUGAAGGUUUGGUGGUAUAUGAGUCUUUGCCAUCUCCUGGGCCUCCAUUUGUAAGUUAUGUCACCCUCCCUGGAGGAAGCUGUUUUGGUAAUUUCCAGUGCUGCCUUAGCAGAGCAGAGGCCAGAAGGGAUGCAGCCAAAGUGGCCUUGAUCAAUUCCCUCUUCAAUGAAUUACCUUCUCGAAGGAUCACUAAGGAGUUCAUCAUAGAAAGUGUUCAAGAAGCCAUCGCCUCCACCAGUGGUACUAUAAAUGAUGCUGAUGAUCCAAGUACCAGCAUAGGAGCCUAUCACUAUAUGCUGGAGUCAAACAUGGGGAAAACUAUGUUGGAAUUUCAGGAGCUGAUGAUUGUUUUCCAGCUACUGCACUGGAAUGGAAGCCUGAAAGCCCUUCGGGAAACCAAGUGUUCCCGACAGGAGGUGAUUUCUUACUAUUCCCAGUAUUCCUUGGAUGAAAGGAUGAGGAGUCACAUGGCCCUUGACUGGAUUAUGAAGGAACAAGAUUCACCAGGAAUUGUCUCUCAAGAGCUGCAGAUGGCCCUGAGGGAGUUGGAGGAAGCCAGAAGAGCUGGACAAGAGCUUCGAUUUUACAAAGAAAAGAAAGAAAUAUUGAGUUUGGCUUUAGCUCAGCUUUACAGUGACCAAAAUACCUCUUCUCCAAGUGAUGAUCAGAUGAGUCUGGCUGCUUUAUGUGGCUACCACUAACUGAAAAGAGAACUGCAAUGGACUCAUCAAUACUGAACUAGAAAAAGCUAAUUCUUUUGGUAUUCCGAUGGACCCUGCAAAUUGAUCAUUUCCAGUUAUGGUUUUAGGGAAAUGUAGCUGCUAACUGAAGUUUUAUUUCAUUUGCACCCUAUCCCAACCUGACUCCAAACCCAUCAUACAUCAUGGAACCUUAGAGAUAAAAAGGACCUCAGGAAUCAUCUAAUUCAAUCUCCCAACCAAUACAGGAAUCAUUUUUCUUCCAUUAACAAGUCUAAAUUGGAAGAAGGGGAAGGAAAAGGAUAAAUGCUUUGCAUAUAGUUUCUCAUUUGUUCUUCACAAUAAACCUGUUAUCCCUUUCUUACAGAUUAGUAAACUGGGGCUGAUACAGAUUAAGAGACUUUCCAAGAUCACAAGAUUCUGUGAUUUUGGAAAGUCACAGAAUUACCAAGUUCCAGAGGAAGGAUUCAAAUCUAAAUCUGUCUACUUUAAUUGCCAUACUCCAUUCCAUUUAAUUGUCUCAUAAAUAGGGAAAGAGAAGACAAGUAUUUGAAAGAUAUUUUUCACAAAUCAUUGAAAUUCUACAGAAUGUUACUCAAGAUCUACUAAAUCUGACAAAGUUUGAUAAGCUACAUUAUAGCUAAGAAUUUAACUCCAGAGGAUUCUAUUGAUAAACUUCACAAACCUUUUGGUUACAGAGUACCCCAAAGAAGAAUUAGCUAGUGACACAUCAUGCAACAUGCAUUCAACAAAUAAAGAGAAUUGAAUUAAAUGUGCAACUUGUACAUUUUUUCCAAUGGAAAUAAUAAUAGUUAGCAUUUGUAUGGUAUUUUAAGGGUUGUAGAGUAUUAUGUAAAUAUCUCAUUUGAUCCUCAAAACAACCUUGGAAGUUAAGAGUCCUUAUUAUCUCAACUUUACAAAAGAGGAAACUGGGGCAAAUAAAGGUUAAAUGACUUAAGCUAGUAAGUAUCUAAGGCAAGAUUCAAACUAAGGUUUCUGCUUUCAAGUCUUAGUCUUCUACUCUAUCUCCCCUCAAAAUACAGCAAGGAGAGGCCAUAAUUUAAUAAGCAAAAAGUAUUGCUUAUACUAGCAAUUUUAUUUUUCAUUUUGUAAUACAAAUUAUUUAAAUUAUUUUUAUUUUUCUAAAAAGAUUAGAGAGGUAAAGAAGUAUAGUAGGAAGGAUAUUGGAUUUAGUCUUGAAUUCAAAUCUCAUCAGCCAAAUCACUUAAUCUCAUUUAUUGAGCCCAUUUUUAUCUGAAGUCUCUGCUUCAGUUUUCUCUACUAUAAAAUGAUCCCUAAGGUCUUCCAACACUAAAACCUAUAUUUCUUCAAAAGAGCAAAUGAUCUGUAGUACUUGGGGACAACCUUGAACUGGAAGGGGGGAUUCCCCAGGUUUAUUAAGCUUGAUUCUGAAUUCCAACAGAUAUGUUCUUUCUAUCUCUCUGUCUCUGUUCUCUUUGUCUCUUUCCAUCUCCCUCUGCCUUUCUCUGAGACUCUAUCUUUGUCUCUGUCUGUCUCUGCCUCUAUCCCUUUGUAUCUCUGUUUCUACCUCCCUUUGACUCUCUCUCUCUCUCUCUCUUUCCCCUCUUUUCGUUCCUCCCUCCCUUCCUCCCUCUGUUUCUAUUUCUCUAUCUGUCUCUGUCUCUUUGUCUUAGUCAUCUCUGUCUCUUUCUGUCUUUCUGUUUCUGUCUCCUUUUGACUCUCUGUCUCCCUCUACUUCUCUGUCUCUGUCCACCUAUCUCUGCCUCUAUCUGAAUCAGUCUUUGUCUUUCUCUGUCUCUUUCUGUUUGUCUGUCUCUGUCUCUGCCUCUCUGUCUCUGUUUCUCUCUCUUUCUCUUAUUUCUUGAAGUAUCAUAAGUAAGUGUUGUGCCUGCCAUUUCUAACAUGACUUCCAGAGCUUAUGGGUGGCCCAGGACCAAUAUCAAGGAUGGAGACCACAGAUCUUCUCAUACACAGACUAAAACCUAGCUUGUGAAAGGCUACCAACAUUCCUAAACUUACUGAUCUGUAUUACUAAUUCUGAAUUGUAACCUGGUUUGUCAGAAUCUUCUAUGUGGGGUCUCUUAUUUCCCAGAGUCCUUUACAAUUGGUUUAUUUAGAUUGGAAAGGAGCUGAUUCUGGGUUCAGCCUUCUCUCCAUAUCCAAAAGCAAGAUCUCCAUAAGACUGGGAUAAACCAAUCCAAUAAACAUUUAUUAAGUAA
Antechinus flavipes (yellow-footed antechinus) is the source of this 3205-nucleotide messenger RNA. RefSeq names its product limb and CNS expressed 1 (gene LIX1). The record is from RefSeq and is a predicted model, not a curated record. Bases 159 to 1007 code for a protein of 282 amino acids. NCBI's taxonomy places the organism in Eukaryota, Metazoa, Chordata, Mammalia, Dasyuromorphia, Dasyuridae. Gene Ontology annotation, biological process: autophagosome maturation. Gene Ontology annotation, cellular component: cytoplasm. The transcript is spliced from 6 exons.